AUCUUGGGAUGUUGCGGCGUCCCAAACCCACUGAUUCAGAGGCAGACCUCCUUCGAGAGCAGGAGCAAUUCUUAGCUUCAGGUAAACCAUCAACUGUCCAUGUGGUUAGACGACCAGAUAAACGGAGAGGCGACCUAGGGUCGGGAGACAGCGAGAACGCACCUGGAAGUCAACGAGACGUGGUUACGAUACCAGAUCUUCCAGAUCAGAUUCCAAGUUUGACACCCGCACCUCCUAAAAAGUCACGCUUUAAAAAAGAGAGAGUCAGAUUUGAGGACGAUGACGCGGAGGAGAGACUUGACCGACAUGACACGCACAUCAGUGCCGUUCUAUCAAGGAUUAUCGAGAGGGACACAAGCACUGUACCUGUCUCACUCCCAGCAUUCACAGGCUUAGCUUUCCCCAAAGUCUUGCAUCGCUCAACAGUGGAAAACCAGGGGCAGAGUACAGUGCCUGGGGGAAGAAAGAGUAUUUUUGCUCGUCAGAUAGAAGCUCAUAGGGCUAAAGAGGGGUCCGCACCGUUACAGACAACUACACACGCCCAUGUAGCUCCAUCAGCUGUAUCUAAGUCUGCUACGUCUUCCUCAUCUGUAACCAGCAUGGAGACUGGGCAUCCUCAGGCUGCUUUUGCUGGUGCCUCCGGGGGUCCGUUACUGGUCUCGGGUCGGGGGUUGGGCCGUGCAGACGGCACUGCGGAAGUCCUGAAGAUUCACCAGGAGAACCAGGCCAGGCUGCAGGAAAUGAGCGAGAGUGAGAUUUUGGAGGAGCAGAGGAAACUACUUGCACAGCUAGAUCCAAGACUGGUGAACUUUGUGAAAUCUCGGAAAACCCAGAAACCUCAAAACGUCACCUCGGCGUCCUCUCCUGCCCGGGAUGAGGAUGUUGGGAAUCUCGGCCCAGCCGACAACGCCGCCGCGCAGCCAGAUAACACGGAGCCAGAACACGUGUUGGCGGACGUCGUUAUAGACAACGACCUCAGUGAUUCAGAGGCGACAGAAACUCAACCUCCAAUCACUGCCAAAGAGCUACCAAUCAAGGUAGAGAAAGACUGGCUCCACAUGGACAGGUUAGAGCCAGAGAAACUGGAGUGGAUGAGGGAUCUCCCUGCCCCCAGGAGGCGGGGCACCAAAAAGGCUAUGCAGGCCCGUUUUGACUUCGCCGGUACCCUCAUCCCACCAACACAAGACCUGCCCACCCAUCUGGGCCUUCAUCACCAUGGAGACGAGCCAGAGCUGGCAGGCUACUCGCUCCAGGAGCUCUUCCCGCUGUCUCGCAGUCAGGUCACUCAGCAGAGGACUUUAGCCCUCAACACCCUGGCCAACAUCCUGUCAAAGGCCCGAGCCGGUGAGUAUGCUGCCUCUCUGAAAGGCAGCAUGUUGGUGACCCUGCUGGACGCUGGGUUAAUCUUUCUCCUCCGCUUCUCGCUUGACGACAGCGUGGAAGGAGUGAUGUCAGCAGCUGUGCGUGCCCUGCGAGUUCUCCUGGUGUCCUCCAAAGACGAGGAAUGUUUGGAUGACACUUUCUCAUGGCACCUGGGAAUGGCAGCGUUCCCACUACUGCCCACUGCUGAGGAAGAGGAAGACGACGAGGAAGAGGCGGGCCUGGGCGAGAUUGUGAAAGAGAAAGAGGAGAGGAAGGCGGAUCAUGAUGUUGUUCGACAAGAUGUCGUUAAGGGAUUGCUGAAGAUGAAAGUUCUUCCACGGCUGCGCUACAUUUUGGAGGUGGUGCGACCCUCGCCCCAGGUCGUACUCGAAAUUCUGGAGGUUCUGAUCCGAUUCGCUCGGCAUUCCUCGUCUGCUGCUACGCAGAUCUUGGAUUGCCCAAGGUUGAUGGAAACUGUGAUGUCAGAGUUCCUGCCCUGCUCUUGGACUCCUGUCAGCUCAUCCACACCGCCCACGUCCUUAUAUGGGCAGCCCGUUUCCAUGGCGAUGAAGCUUCUCCGAGUUCUUGCCACUAGUGGAAGGCAUGCAUGUGCCAGACUGUUAAACUCAUUGGGUGGAAGAGAGCGUCUGUCUCGUUUCUUAGCUGCGGAACCCUCGGAGCUGCUGUUGGAGCCAGGGGAAUCUCUUCGUUGUAGCACCGAAGCACUUCGAUUCUGGGCUGUGGCCACGAGCUAUGGCCAGGCCUGCAACCUGUACAGAGACCUGUACCCUGUCCUGAUGAGAGGUCUUCAGUCAGCCCACAAGCCCAGUGCCCCCUCCACGCAGCUCCUCUCUGUGGAGCUCCAGAGGAUCAGAGCCCUGUUGAUGCUCCUGACCCAGGUCACACACACUGCAGGCUGUCACCAAGAACUGCAGGCUAGCCUGGCCAGUUCCCAAGAUGCCGAGAGUCUUCCACCUCCUCCGGUGACGUGGGGUCACGUGACGGGCCUUCAGCCAACUCUGAUUGGCUUACUGAAGGGAUGUUUGAAAACAUUGGAUGAUCCCGUUCAGAGGGCGUGCGCUCUGAGCCUUCUCCCUUCCUAUCUGCUCUACGUGGGAGCGUUUUAUUCCCAACUCAGCAUACAGAAUUCAUUUCAGCCUGUGGAGUGUCUUCAGGAGCUGGAGUCGCUGACGUCGGAGGUGCUCCUCCCACUUCUGUCCCAUCAGGCUUUGUGCUCUGUGAUUGACAGCCUCAGGUCCUGUUCGGUCAUCUGUAACCCCAUGUCAUGCGGUUCCGGGCCCGAGAUCGUUUCCAGCCUGCCUGGAUUGGGCUGCUCACCGUUGAAAACCCACGCCGACCGGACCGGCACCAGCUCCCCCCUCCCCCUCCUCACGGCCUUUUAUUACCUGCUGGACGUCAUCGCGGGCAUCCACCGAGGUCUUGCCAAGAAGUUUUCUAGUCUCGUGCUGCGUGACUCUGUCCUGUGUUACCUGCAGGCCUGUGGGGAGACAAGGCCCACAGUUUCCCUCUCUACCGCCUGGAUCUUAAGACACGAACAUCACCUGCUUUACCUUCAGUUAAGACUCGCCCACCGACUGGUUCCUGUUGACGCAGAAGUGGCAAAACAUGCUGCCCUCAUCCACAAAGUGACCCUGGGGCUGGUUAUGUGGCUCCUCCCAGGAAGUGAAUACCUCGCCCACUGUCUCAUGUCCUCUUCAGUCUUUAACCAGGAGCUUUUACCUGAGGCUGGGAGCGGCGGUCCGGAGGCGGCCGAGCUGUCGGAGUUACGCCUGCAGGAGGCGCCAGCUCCCGCGCCGGGACUGGGCGUGCUCCUCCGAGACGCUGUUAGCCAGCUGCCCUCUCUCCGGGGCUGCUUCCUCAGGCACCUGUCGCACCUGGAGCCCGCUGUCCUGACCUCGCGAGACCGACACUGCGGGAGAGCGCCCUGGGUCAAAUCCCAGCUCCUCCCAGAGCUCUCCGGGCCCUCUCUUCCGUCUGAUUGGCCGUUCCUGCCGCUCAUCAGCCUGUAUGAGCGAAUGGGAGUGUUGAGUGGCGGCGGGCUUGAGGUGGAGGCCCUCCCCCCGGGGUCAGUGCAGUCCGUCAUUCAGUGCCUGCAGUGGCUCUUGGUGCUGGAGACCUGGAGGGAACAGUCGCUGAAGGUGGUGCCGCCCGUCGCGAAACUGGCCCGUCUCUUCUGCGUUUUCCUGUCCUCCAGCGACCUGUUCCUGGACAAACCCGUGCAGCAGCUGAUGUGGGCCCACUUACGCGGGCUCACGCGGCCGAAGCAGCUCGCGGCGCUGGAUCUCGGGACGCCUCCGCCAGGGCUGGCCUCCUUCCAGGACCUGUACUCGGCUCUGCUGGCCCAGUUCGAGGCUGUGUCCUUUGGUGACGUGGUGUUUGGCUGCUUCCUAAUACUCCCCCUGCAGAGACGUUAUAGCGCCACCCUGAGGAUGGCUGUAUUUGGGGAACAUGUGGGUCUGUUGCGGUCUCUGGGUGUCCCACUACAACAGCUGCCCAUCCCACUGGAGAAUUUCACAUCCCCCCCAGAGGAUUCCUUACCCUUGCUGCGCCUGUAUUUCCGUGCCCUGGUGACGGGGGCUCUGAGGAGGAGCUGGUGCCCCGUGUUGUACGCCGUGGCCGUGGCUCAUCUCAACUCCUUCAUCUUCUCCCAGGAUGCAGUUGCACAGGAGGUGGACGCAGCACGCCGCAGCAUGCUAAGAAAAACGCACUACCUGACAGAUGAGGUACUGAGGAACCACCUGUUGUUCUUUCGGCUGCCGGAGCAGAACAGCGAACUUGGCUUCCUCACCUACGAGCAGUUGCCGUCUAUUCGAUCCCGCAGACUGGAAAGCGUGCUGGGGACAGUGGAAGGAAAGGUUGCAAUGGAAGACUGAUGACCCCCACGACUGAGUCAUACUUGAAGCACCAUUGGGCCACAAAGCUGGUUGGCCUAGAAGAACCUAUGUCAAACAUAGA
Chanos chanos (milkfish) is the source of this 4338-nucleotide messenger RNA. It is a transcript of the gene rpap1, whose product is annotated as RNA polymerase II associated protein 1. The record is from RefSeq and is a predicted model, not a curated record. Gene Ontology annotation, biological process: transcription by RNA polymerase II. The transcript has 24 exons. Lineage: Eukaryota; Metazoa; Chordata; Actinopteri; Gonorynchiformes; Chanidae. The coding region runs from base 9 to 4256 and encodes 1415 amino acids.